Messenger RNA from Pelmatolapia mariae (spotted tilapia), 2669 nucleotides. RefSeq names its product signaling lymphocytic activation molecule-like. The transcript is spliced from 6 exons. The coding region runs from base 29 to 1168 and encodes 379 amino acids. NCBI's taxonomy places the organism in Eukaryota, Metazoa, Chordata, Actinopteri, Cichliformes, Cichlidae. The record is from RefSeq and is a predicted model, not a curated record.
UGUAUGUUCUGAAGGAUCACAAAUAAUCAUGAAGGCUGGAGAGACUGUGACUUUACAAGUUAUUAAUACAUGGCAUCAAACUCAGGAUUACCUUUGGCUGUAUGGGCGACAUUACCCAGAGACAAUUACCAUCGUAAACAGAGGACACGUCAUCAUUGGAACCAGAUUUACAGACAGGCUAAACACAGACGUGAACACGGGAUCGAUCACCAUCUCAAACCUCACCGUCCAUGACACCGGAGUAUUUUCGUUUUUUACACUAAACAGAGUCCUGAAAGAAGCGUUUGACCUCAUUGUCCACGAUAAUGCUAUUGAUGUUACUGAGGUUGAUGUUCUGGAGGGGAACGAUGUCACUCUGGACCCUAAACUAGGGCGACUGAAAAACCACCAAGUCAGAUGGAUGCAGGGUGAAAGCUGUGUUGGAGAGCCCAUAGUUGUGUUUGAAAAUAAUAUGACCUCUAUUAAGGAAAGCUUUGAGAGUCUUCUGCUGCUGAACCCGUGCACUGCAGAGCUCACCUUCAUCGGCAUAACCAAAGACCUUUCUGGGAGUUACUGUGUCAGGAUAGAGGACUCUGGGUUCGUGGAAACAACGACAAAGUUUUUCAUCACUGUCUAUGAUCCUGUUUCUGUUCCACACAUCACUGAAGCCCAGACCGACAUUACAGCAAAGACCAGCAUUGAAACCCAGUCAGCUGUCAGUGGGAUCUGCUCUGCAAGAUGUUGGGUAGAGAAUUCAUUCAAUGUCAUCCUGUCAUGGCACAGAGGAAGUGAGAUUAUAAUGAAUACUAGUGACCCAGAUGUCUCCAACAACCUAACCCUCACUCUGGAGAUCCAGAAUGAAUCCAUCUACAGCUGCAGGGCAGAAAACCCUGUCAGUAACAAGACUGCUGCCCUCAACUCCAGACUGUGGUGUUCAGCUCAUGACAUCACAGGUGACACAGGAUGGAUUAUUGGAGUGAUUGUAGGGGUGGGAGCGCCUGUUGUAAUGGUCCUGGUGAUUGUUGCUGUUCUUCAUUGCUACAGGCAAAGAAACAGAAAUUCAGGAAAUAAUAAGUCUUCACUAGGGAUGCGAGAACAACCCACCAACAACCCAAACCUCCAGGGCAGUGAUGAACCUCUGCUCCUAAACAGCAGAGAACGCAACUAUCGAACGAGAAAUGAUGAGUGAGACGUCAUCAAAGUAACAGCUCACAGACACCCCGACGGUCCAAAAUCAGGCUAAAGAUCAGUUAUGUCGGGGCGAUCGUGGCUCAAGAGUUGGGAGUUCGCCUUGUAUUCGGAAGGUUGCCGGUUCGAGCCUCAGCUUGGACAGUCUCAGUGUCCUUGGGCAACACACUUCACCCGUUGCCUACUGGUGGUGGUCAGAGGGCCCGGUGGCGCCAGUGUCCGGCAGCCUCGCCUCUUUCAGUGCGCCCUGUGUAAAGCGCUUUGGGGUCUUUAGGGACUAGUAAAGCGCUAUACAAAUACAGGCCAUUUACCAUUUUAUAUUACAUUGUUAAUGUGGUGACUUAUGCUCCAGCGUACCUUUGAGCAGACUGCUGAAUGAUAUUUUAAAACAGACGGUGUCAUUUUAACGUUAUGUCUAAGUGGACUAGUGUGUCCUGGUCUACAGCAGCAAACUCGUUGUAUGAUGGCUGCAUUUGGUUUGUAACUAUUUUUUUGUUUUUCAGUCUACGACCAACUGCUAUGAACUAUUUGUCAAUACAGCAAACAUGAGAUGAGGUAACACUGUGAAAGGUGUCCUGUCUGGCUUCCUCCUGUGAUGUUAGUUCAUUUACUUCAUAUGCAGACGUUCUCCUUCAUUUCUGGUUUAGCAGCGCAGACUUCUCCACGCGAACACUGUCACCAUCGACCCCAUGAUCCACGUCAAAGUGGAGAAAUAGGGAAACUUCAGUAAGCAGAUUUCAGGUUGCAAUCAGGACCCCAUCGAUUUACAGCCAUUUAGAUUCACACUUUGAGGUAAAACUUACAAAUGCUCACUGUCAUGAUUCAUAUUCCAGAAGGGGUCAUAAGGUUCAUCAGUGAUACUGCAUACAGAGAUCAUGGGGGAUCCAGCUUUGGGAAUUGGGGUAAAUUUAAAACAUCCCCGUGUCCGUACGACACUAAAACGUUGUUGUAUUAUGUUCACAUGUUCAAAUUAAAGCCACAUUACAAUUACAUACAUAACAAAUGGCGACUGUGCACACUUCAUAAUCUGAUAGUAAUUUUGCAUGUGCACUUAUUUACCUUUUAACACUCGUUAGUGAAUGAAGCCCGUUCUCUUUGUGUAUAUAAUGUGUACAAGCGUCUCUUUGUGUCAUACUAUUUUUAUUCGGCUACAUUUUUAUUGCUUUAUCUGGAUGAUGUUUGUAUUUGUAAAGUCUUUUUGGAAUAUUGGUUAUUAAAGUUCUCUAUAAUAAUGUAAACAGUGACAGUUACUGUAGGACUGAGAGGCUGUACCAGGAUAAAGAGACGUUUAGUUAGCUGCUCUUUAUAAACUAUGUUUCUGGUGCUACAUAAAUAUAAAACUGAGUAACUCACACGUUUUCUAUUCUGUACCAUUGACCCUGCCUGCUGCUGCAAACACAGAGCUGUGUUAGCUUCUCAGGUGCUUUUGAUGCCUUCAUGUCUUACAAAUUUUUAAAUAUAUUUUAGAAUUUAUGUAGUUUUACUUGUUUUUUUGGCCUCUU